AUGAAAAAAAUAAUGUUCUCGAAAUUUUGUUUAAAUAUGUCUCUUGAGGAGUUGAACGUGUGGGACGAGGAUUGA
Molecule: messenger RNA, 75 nt
Organism: Caenorhabditis briggsae
Lineage: Eukaryota; Metazoa; Nematoda; Chromadorea; Rhabditida; Rhabditidae
Exons: 1
Coding region: 1-75 (24 amino acids)
Source: RefSeq, a predicted model, not a curated record